This is a messenger RNA of Acipenser ruthenus (sterlet), 3709 nucleotides long. Its product is annotated as rRNA methyltransferase 3, mitochondrial-like. The transcript is spliced from 4 exons. Gene Ontology annotation, biological process: RNA processing. Gene Ontology annotation, molecular function: RNA binding; RNA methyltransferase activity. NCBI's taxonomy places the organism in Eukaryota, Metazoa, Chordata, Actinopteri, Acipenseriformes, Acipenseridae. The record is from RefSeq and is a predicted model, not a curated record. Bases 99 to 1712 code for a protein of 537 amino acids.
UUCACAAUCGAGUUGAACACAAACUUGAAACGCUGGCUCAGAUUCUGACUGAGCAAGCAGUUAGCUGGUUACACUAGAGAAGAUGCUAACACUAAUACAUGCAGAACAUAGGUUCAAAUAUUCAACAUAUAUGCACCAUUAAUAAAAGACAAGCAUCGACAUUAUUAUGGUGCAGGGCGCAGUGCUCGACUGUAUCCUUGGUGCAUCUAAGUGUCCUGAGUGAAAAGUCAAAGGUCGCCGUACAGCCAAUCAGAUCGCUGAGAAAGGAGACGCUCACGGCCAACAUGGCGGCGUUCAUGAGAGGCGUGAGUCGCGGCCAGACAGCGGUCGAAACGUUUACAUUUUUAACAAUCCGAGCAAAUCAAACGAUCGACGCGAAGAGAUAUGUCAGGGCCCUCCGACGAACACCCGUCAAAGUGAUAUAUCCAGAAAGCGAGGCCGCGGAAACGAAAACGAGAAAAACGACCGCGAAAGUAAAGGACCAGUCCAAAGCCGACCAGUUUGACAAUAAGACGCUCCCGAAGUACUGGAGACCAGGAGGAGACGACAACAGCAAAACCAAACCAAAGCCGCAGCCCAGUGAGACCAACGAGAAGAGACCGAGACCGACACAGCCUUUCAAUUCGGAACCGCUGAAAAACAGCGUCCGAGCGAACACGCCUCCCAAAGACACACGGGACAGAGACGAACUCGAGGGGCUGAGAUACGACAAAGCCUACCCAGGAGACAAGAGAUUAGCGAAGGUGGUGACUAUCGUGAAGUCGAGGAGGUUUCGGGAGCAGCAUGGAAAGAUCUUGCUGGAAGGCCGGCGGCUGAUCACGGACGCGCUGGGAUCCGGGGCGGUGCUGCAGACGCUCUUCUUCAGCUCGCUCGACGCGCUCAAGGAGCUGCCGCUGGACAAGCUGCGGAGGGUCAACCUCAUCAAAGUGAAGUUCGACCACAUCAAGGUCUGGUCAGAUCUCGUCACGCCGCAGGGCAUCAUGGCUAUCUUUGCCAGGCCAGAUCACUCAAAGAUGACCUACCCUGCCGAGCAGCUGGAGCACUCCCUGCCCCUGUCGCUGAUCUGCGACAACAUCCGGGACCCGGGGAAUCUGGGAACCAUCCUGCGGUGUGCAGCCGGAGCGGGGUGCAGCAGAGCGCUCCUCACCAAGGGUUGCGUGGAUGUUUGGGAGCCCAAGGUGCUGCGGGCCGCUAUGGGGGCUCACUUCCGACUCCCCGUCAUCCCUAACCUGGAGUGGGACGAGAUUCCAAACUACCUCCCCAGCAGUACUACCGUCCACCUAGCAGAUAACUGCAGCUCCCCCUCGGAGAGCCGGGGCUCGGACAGGCUCAAAGCCGGGGACUAUGGGUGGGUGUCCAGCCGACCAAACCCAAAGAGAAUCGGGUUCGAGGAGCACAGCCUGGACUCGGAUUCAGACUCGGACUCUGACUCUGACUCGGACCUCUCCCUUCCUGAAGUGGAGGCCCAGCUGUACCACGAGGGCUGGGCACAGAACCAGACCGCCCUGGUGAUUGGUGGAGAGACUCACGGGCUGAGCCUGGAGGCCCUCCGAUUGGCCGAGAGGACGGAGGGUAGAAGGCUGGUGGUCCCCAUGGUCCCGGGGGUGGACAGUUUGAACUCGGCCAUGGCGGCCAGCAUUCUGCUCUUCGAAGGAAAGAGGCAGCUGAAGGCAGAGAGAUCCAGCCCGACACAGAAGGUGCAGAGACAGUGACCUCCUAGACCUUUGUAUUUAGCUGUUGCGUAUUAUUAAAAGCUGCAAUCUCCCACAGGGUGUCCACUGAAAUCAAUGACCUGCUGAGUGUUUAUCCUGCAGGUCUCGUGCUAGUAAUACAGGCAGCAGCAGCAUGCAGGGUACCUUCUCUAAGCUUUGUCGAAGCUCAAAGAGCACAGCAAUUCUUUUUUUGGUUUGUUUUGUCCCUUUCUCUAAUGCUUUGCAGAGAGUAUUUUGUAAACCAACACUUUGUUUUUCUCACAGCUCUACAGCUUUGCUCUUUGAGACGCUUGGUCUAGCGUCAGCUUUAAUUUUCCACAGUUUAAUGGUCCUUGAAUUCCAUAACAUUGGACUGUUUUGUAAUUGAAUACGAAUGACUGGCUUGUCUUCUAUGCAUUAGCUUGUCUUCUUGUGAAUGGAAUUUGACAGCUAACCGUUCCCCAGUGCCCACUUGUGCAAUUGCGUUUUUUCCCUGUGAAUUAGCUCAAACAAGAAGUCACUUCUUGCUUCUCUUUUUUUCAGAUUGUUCUCAUAACGGUAAUAAUAGUUCAGCUCUAAGGUUUCCACUGCAAUCCCAAGUAGCCCCAGCUGUUUCAGCAUAUUCACUGUAGCUCUGAAGUCUCGUACUUGCUUGAGCCAAUAAAAACUUGGCACAUCUGCUCGCUCAGAUUAAACCGAUCCAGGACGCUGCUCGGGGGUUUUAGCAUCUUUCCAAGCGUGACGAUGGAGUGCUGGGUCCCCGUCUGGGAGCAGAGCGUUCUUUAUGUGUCGGGUAACAGUGCCAGAGCGUGUGUGCGUGUGCGUGUGUGCGCGUGCAUGUGCGUGUGUGCGUGUGUGCUUCCCUCCACAUGCCCGUUGGAAGGCAUUCUUCACCCUGCUGAUUCGGGAGGCUGUUAAUUGAGGUGCAGUCCAGACUGGCGCUUUUUGGCAGGACGGCCCGUCUCUGCUUCCAAAGCAUGUGAGAGUGGAGUGUAACCCAAGCUCCUGUCUGCCAAGGAGGAAAUGCACGGCCACUUUCCGAGGGGAGGGGCUUCAUGGUUACACCCUGGGGUGUAAAGAAUAAGAGGGGGGGCAAGGCAAGGUUAAAAAAAAAAAAAAAAAUCAGAUUCUUAACCAGAAGCUGCAUUGAUGUCUAGAUGCUAAUCAGAAAAAGAUGCCGUUCUGCCUGGAUCACGCAGCAGGGGGCGCUGUAAAGACGUCAUGGAAAUAAUUUCACAUCAUGUUUAACUGAAUAGUUACUGUAUAAUAAAAGGUCUUGCAUUGAUAUCUGUUUUCUAUUGAGCUGUACUUGUGUGAAAAUGGCUGUAGAAUUUAUAAAAUGACCUUGGGGGAAGAUUCCCAGCCUUAGUCUCCAACCCCAUUCCUUGAAAGAGGGAGGGAACCCACAGAGCCGAGGGGCUGGUUUUCAUCAUGAGGGUGAAUGGGUUUGUAAUUCUGAUAAUCCUCCACAUCCAGUCCUGUCCUCCACUAUCAUUAAAUAAUGACAGCAUUAAGAGGUUUCAAUUGGGUAAGUAACACAAGGUACAGGUGAAACAAAGAGCAGGAGCUCUCUGGAUCUCAACGCCAGCACUGUGUACAGCCUGUUGUCUUUAGAACUAGAAACAGCUGUAGUACCUAUUUCCUGCCAGCAGAUGGUUCAGGGUGUAACCGAGACUGGCUUGGACAGGCUGGGUCAUUUCACUGCAGUGUAAAACCACAGGCCAGAAGCAAACACAUUAUUGUAAUGCUCUGGGAUUAAAAUUCGACAGCUUCUUCAUUUCAAUGUAAUUCACCCCGGUGUGGAUUGAUGUGUGUUUUCUAGUGGUUUUAAAGCAGCCCAAUAUCUGAUGCAAAGUGGGACAUUACAAUAGGAGGUGCCAGUCAUGAAGGGGUUAAUGACGAUAGACGGGCGUUCCACUGGUUUUAAAGGAGCUGUCGUAGUGCAGUAACAUGAAGAGGCCAUUCCCGAUGCAGAGCGAGACCCUGGAGGUAAAGGGGUUAACAAGCCCCUGGCUCAU